Molecule: messenger RNA, 450 nt
Organism: Patiria miniata (bat star)
Lineage: Eukaryota; Metazoa; Echinodermata; Asteroidea; Valvatida; Asterinidae
Product: endophilin-A3-like
Exons: 3
Cellular component (GO): cytoplasm
Molecular function (GO): protein binding
Source: RefSeq, a predicted model, not a curated record
UAAAUACACAACAACCAGACAUGCCAGAUGGAGCAAAAUUGUUGUUCACAAACAUGACAAAGUGGAAGGAACUGAAGGUGAUAUUCGAUAAGGAAAAAGCCGCAGCUGUGGAGAAUGAAGCGAUUUUGGCAGAAGGAAUCCCUCGGUUGGACUGGGGUUAUCGUGACGAUGCUCUUGCUAGAUAGAGUGUUCGAGAUAGUCUCCAGAGCCAUGAGUAAAGUCCGUGGUCAGAACAAAGGAGGAACCAAGCCUCAACAACCCGUAGGAUUCCUGGGAGAAGUCAUGCUGAAGAAUGGCAGAGAAUUAGGAGAAGAUUCAACGUUUGGUACGGCGAUGGUCGAGAUGGGCGAAUCGCUGAGGCAACUGUCUGAAGUCAAGGACGCCUUUGAUCUGAACGUCAGACAGAACUUCCUGGAUCCCCUGGAUCAUCUCAAGAACAAAGAUCUGAAG